AUGCUGCAUCGACGCUGCAUUGUCGUACGCAUUCCGUUCUCGCUGGCGAUCCGCACGCAGAUCGAAGACAUCUUGUUGCCAAUGUACGGUGUCCACACGCUGGAGGCCAGGAACUUGGUAUUAGCAAACCUAUCAAAGCCGAAGAAUCUGAACACACGAGCUUCAGACGACAAAGUAGACGGAGAUGACGCCGAGGACCUGCUGUUCGAACAGUCUGUCGCUCACACCCUCGAUGAACCCACUCUUAGACGACUGGCACGAGAAUUCGCCGACAAACUGCCAGAAGGCCGUUUCACACCCGCUGCCAUCCAGGGCUACCUGCUGACCCGGAAAUGA
Molecule: messenger RNA, 336 nt
Organism: Boeremia exigua
Lineage: Eukaryota; Fungi; Ascomycota; Dothideomycetes; Pleosporales; Didymellaceae
Exons: 1
Coding region: 1-336 (111 amino acids)
Source: RefSeq, a predicted model, not a curated record